This is a messenger RNA of Pelobates cultripes (western spadefoot toad), 307 nucleotides long. The record is from the annotation of a GenBank genome assembly. NCBI's taxonomy places the organism in Eukaryota, Metazoa, Chordata, Amphibia, Anura, Pelobatidae.
AUGGCAGCUAAAAAACAGCGUAACACAACAGGGCAAGCCCCAGCAGUCGACACCCCGGCAGCAAAAACCUCCCUGAGAAGGUACUUCGCCGAACAGGCUGACCCGCACAGACGGGACAAAAUGGCGCCCGCAGCACAAACACGCGGGAGCCAGCCAUCAAGCCCGACGGCAUCAGAGGGUUCCACUGAGGAUCAAGAAAUCCGGACCCUGCUAACACAGCUGCCCUCAAAAGCAGACCUGGCAGCGAUGUUCCAGAAACUGGAGGACAGCUUCAGUGGCAGCGGACGUGCAGCAGCUUGGAGCCAGA